GAUCGGUUUAAUGUCUGCAUGGGAUUUGAACUCAUCAUGGUAAAGCUACCUACGACAGGUAAGAAAAGGGUUAGGGUGUGAUUGUGUAGAGGGUAAAAGUUUCUGCGAUUAUAAUCUCUGUGACUUUGUGACUUUGCCAAAACGUGCAGCGCUGCCUGUUAAUAACAUGCAAGAGAAAUAAAAAUCCUAACAGAUAACAUCAACAUGUAGCGACAGCGGUCACCUGAACUUUUAGUGCCUUACAUGCAGACUUCAUUAGACGACAAACGAGAAAUUUGUGACAAUAAUUCCUACUCUAAAAGUCAUUAAUAAAUGUCAAUACACUUACAAAGUCGGUCACAGAGACUGUGACAAGACAGACGUUGCUGAAAACAAAAGCCUCAUUCUCAACUUCAAGGACUGAAAGACAGACUAAACAAAUGAAAACGCCUCAGCGGCCGUGUUCUUUGCGAUCAGCCAGGUGUGACAACGGCCUUUCACGCUCCACUGAUGGCAACUCAGAUCACUCGCCCCCAACGGCGCUGAAAGACUUUGGCUCCAGGGCACAAACUCACGCUGACGAUAGAAAACCUACCCCGACCCCACCCGACCCCACUACCCACCAAACAGAUCGACCGAGUGAUUGUAAAGCCACCAACAGACAGACUAACCUUGUCAGACCUUGGCUCAGACACGAGAGUGGUGCACGGUGUCAGCAGUGGAGAGCUGUGAAGGUAAUAUCGAUAAUAAUUGUCGAUAAUAUCGGUCUUACGUGAGAGGACUGUGCACAGUCCCACCCCACCCCAGCCACCCCUGUGCACGGCCCGUGCACCCUUCAGGCCGUGUGCAUGACUACACGCUUACCCGGGUAUUCGCCUUACGUCCACACCAAACAUCGUCUGACAACCAGCCUGUUGCUUAGCACCUCCACCUGUCGUGUAUUCAGGUACUACGAUGGCCAGUCGUCCCGUGAGCUCCGGUCCUGGCUCUUCCAAUGCCAGCUCGGUGGACCUCCCUCCCCUGACAGGAAUCAACAGACACGGAGCACUUCCCGAAGAAUGGACGCUUCCUCACGAGUGGAAAAUGGAAAGCGAGAACCGUUUGAGAACUGGAAAAUGGAUGUUCAGAAUCAAAUAGCACAUAUCGCGCAGACACUGGAUGCUUCCUUGAGACAUUACCCUCACCCAGAAGUUGGCAGAAGGUUCGACUACGCAGACAAAGUACAAGAAGCUGAGAGAGAAAAGCGGAAGUACUUGAGUGACCCGGAACGAGCCACUGCGCAUGCUCAAGACUUCUCAAGAACGUCACAUGCGAGACGACAGUUUUGAAAGUGCCUUUGAUGAGUAGAUGAAGAGACACACCACGAACUAAGUUACAUUUAGAUGAUUUGUUUGGGAUUGAGAUUAUGUGUGUACAUAGUUUGUGUGGAGCUUGUUUUACAGCAAUACGUGUGUACAUCGGUGUACACAUGGUCUGUGUGUACAUAGCUAGACUGGAGUAGGUAUGAGUGUGCGGUCUAAACACCUUUAUAAAAAUGCAUCUCUAUCCACCCUCAUGCGCACGAAUUAAGAUCACGCGCGAACUUACGUAAUGCCGAACUUGAUUGCAAACUCAUUACGACUACGCAUGCUCACUCAAUCUUGUCAUGUAUUCAAGAAUGUAUAUUAUUAUUAUACAUGUAUAUAUAUGUAUACUAUGUUGUUGUUAGUAAAAAAAAGAUUACAUCAAGAAAAAAAUGGCAUCUGCUAAAAAUAUAUGCUAUAAAGGGGGAUAACAAAAUGUUUUGUGGCUUAGUUUAUUUAUAGGUGGUCUCCCUUAGACUGUCUACGAUACAUGAACCUGAUGUUCUAGUCCUUCACUAGCUUCUGUCAAAUGAAAUGUCAACCUUCUCCUACCCACCCACCACAAUAAAAACAAACCAAAACGUAAUGUAAUAAAAUGCUGUGCUGAGUUCUCAUCAUUGACAGUUAUCCUGUGUGGUCCGGCAGUGAAAUAUUUAUUUAUUUGAAAAAUGUUGUUAUGUGAGAGACUUGGAAUGUACGUGGCAUCAAAAUGCUUAAAACCUUUAGGACAGCAAAACAACACUGAAAUGUAAAGUUACACUAAAAACUUCAGCUACCUCCUUCCUUCUUCUACUUUUUGUCACUCUCCUGCCCCAAUUUCUCUCUUUCUUUCGUUUUACUU
Molecule: messenger RNA, 2163 nt
Organism: Pomacea canaliculata
Lineage: Eukaryota; Metazoa; Mollusca; Gastropoda; Architaenioglossa; Ampullariidae
Exons: 4
Coding region: 828-1307 (159 amino acids)
Source: RefSeq, a predicted model, not a curated record